AGAAAAAAACGAUGGCUCUCUCUGGUUCACAAAAGAAACUGCUCAUACUCGUCGUGGCCGUUGCAUGUCUCUCCUCAUCUGGCGCAGAGGCGUGGAGCUGGAGUUGGAGCAACGGUUCGGGUUGGGGUUGGGGAUCUGACGGGUCAAGUAGCUCUAGCUCAGGUCCUGGUUCAGACUCUGACGGUUCAAGUUGGAGUUGGGGCUCCUUCCCUGGUUGGGGAUCCGACAACUCAGGUUCAGGUUCAAACGCUGAUGGAUCUGGUUGGGGUUGGGGUUGGGGAUGGGGAUCUGAUAGGUCAAGCGGCUCUGGCUCCGGUUCAGGUUCAGGUACCAACCCUGACGGUUCAAGUUGGAGUUGGAACUGGAGUCCUAAGUCAGGCUGGAGUUGGAGUUGGGGCUCAAACGAUAACAAUUCAAACAGUUCGGGUUGGGGUUCGGGUUCUGACACGGACUGUGAAACACCAAGAAAGAUCGUAGUGGGAGGAUCAGAAGGAUGGACGAAAGGGUUAGGUUACAAAGAAUGGGCUUCCAUUAAUGCUCCUUUCUACGUCAAUGAUAUUCUUGUUUUCAAGUAUGACAAAUCUGCCAAGCGCCGGAAUAAUGUGUAUUUGUUCCAAGACCCAUGGAGUUACAUGAAUUGCGAUUUCAAGAAUGCCAGAAAGAUUGGUUCAACGAAGAAAGGAUCUCAAGAAAGUUUCAACUUCACACUUAGGAAAAUACAGCCUUACUUCUUUGCCUCGGGGGAGCAUGAUGGAGAUUAUUGCUGUAACCAUAACAUGAAGUUCACUGUCUUCCCAGUUCCUCACCGUUCUGAUUAAAUCUUUAAGCCUAACAUGUUAUUAUAACAUGAAGUGUAGUUAUGGGUUUUUGAUUAGUUUUUCGUUUUUGAAUACUCUUUAUUUUUUGGAUAUGAGAGAUUGAUCUAGGGUUUUUAAUACUCUUC
This is a messenger RNA of Camelina sativa (false flax), 943 nucleotides long. RefSeq lists its product as uncharacterized. The record is from RefSeq and is a predicted model, not a curated record. Gene Ontology annotation, molecular function: electron transfer activity. Lineage: Eukaryota; Viridiplantae; Streptophyta; Magnoliopsida; Brassicales; Brassicaceae.